This is a messenger RNA of Penaeus chinensis, 1779 nucleotides long. RefSeq names its product adhesive plaque matrix protein-like. The transcript is spliced from 5 exons. The coding region runs from base 16 to 861 and encodes 281 amino acids. The record is from RefSeq and is a predicted model, not a curated record. Lineage: Eukaryota; Metazoa; Arthropoda; Malacostraca; Decapoda; Penaeidae.
UCUUCCCCCCAACAGAUGUCGCGCCUGUUGCUCCUGUUGGCCCUCGUCGCCAUCGUCCGAGGCGAAGCCGAAGCCGAAGCCGACCCAGAUUACCCUGCCCCCCGCCCCUCUACCAGCUACGGCCCUCCCCCAGCCCCCGCCCCUAGCUACGGACCUCCCCCUGCCGCCCCUGCCCCUAGCUACGGACCUCCCCCUGCCGCCCCCGCCCCUAGCUACGGACCUCCCCCCGCCGCCCCCGCUCCCAGCUACGGUCCCCCUCCCAAGCCUAAGAACUACUGCCCCAAGAAAUGUUACGACAAGACCGUGUACACCACCAUCACCAAGACUGCCAUGGAGCACCACACCAAGUGGAACACCGAGCAGCAGUACGUGCCGACCACUCUGUACAAGUACGUGACAGAGACACUGUACUACCCUACGACCGUUGUGCAGUACGAGUUCAUCACUCAGCCACUUCCCGAUCAGGUCAUCUACGAAACCAAGGUCGCCUACAACACAAACUCCGUCACCGAGGCUCAUCUCACCACCGUCCAGCAGAUGAUGCCCGGCACCCACUACUACAUGAAGACUAUUACUGAGAGCCACUACUGCACCGACUACGUUCAGGUCCCUUACUACGUGACGGUGACCAAGCAGAUCUACAAGACCGUGCAGGAGCCCCAUUACGUCACAGAGACCAAGGUUGAACAGAAUUACGUCACUGUUACCGAAGACGAGCCCCACUACGUCACACAGACCCAGGUGCAGACCAACCAGCAGCAAAUGUACGUCACCGUCACCGAGACCAAACACGGCUACGUCACCAUCACGCAGACCAAGACCGAGCCUCAUUACACGACCGUCUGCAAAUACGGUUAUUAAGGCGUUUCCCCUCAAUUCCCCCCCUUUUUGACAAUUGGUCUAACAGCCUCUCCGAGUAUCAGGAAAAUGUUCUUCAGUCCCACUCCCCUAGCAUUAAGGUUUUCAAACUCCUCUAUCCAUCUUUCGUUUUAUUUUUAAUGUGUACGUAUUUAUACAAGUGAUAUCAUCGAAAAGAAGGGCGGGCACCCUUUGAUGAGAAAAAGAUAUUUUGUUAUGAGUAUUAUUACUAUUAUUAUUAUUAAUUUAGACACUUAGCUUUUAGAUACAUGUAUUUUUAGAUGAAUAUAUACGUAUAUAUAUAUAUAUAUACUCAACGAGUGAACCGCGGGCGGCGGCGUGCGGCAGAUGCUUCCGGGCAAAAAAGCAAUCUGUCACUAUUCUCAAAUGUUAAAGACUGUUUUAGCAUUCGCAGUGUUUGGUUUUAUACUGCAAAAUGUUCAUACUGUGUGCGUCUUUUUUUAUAACAGUGCGAGUCAACACUGGGCGUGAUAAUGAUUCUGACUAGCUCAAUGUAUUAUUUCUGUGUAAUAUAUAUGUGAACCCUCCCUGUAUAUAAUUGUCAAUGCUGACUCCCGUUUUCUAUUAAGGUAGAUUUCUUUUUUUUUCUCUUAGCUAACAAGUAGUGUUAAUAUUUUUUUUUUUUUUGUUCUUUUUUUAUUGUGUGUGUAUCCCCCCCCCCCUUCCCUCACUUCCGUUCACAAUUUCAUUGUAUUUGUUAUUCAGUUCCAUAUUUUUUUUUAAACUUUUUUUUUUCACACCCGAUUUUAUCCCUACUGCAAAUGUUUCAAGCAAGUAAACAUUUGUGUUUGUAAUUUUUGUUCAGGGAUUUGUGUCUUAUAACUGACAAAAGUAUAAUUGUGUAUUAUACUCUUUUGUCAGUCUCAAUUAAUACCCAACAAAUAAAGUCCUUUUAUAUAA